AUGUUGGAAGCCGUUCGGGCAAGGUGGCGACGCCAAUGCUGGAAGAGAAUACUAGGACGACCUCCUCUGGUUCUGCGACAUCGGAAGAUCGAGUCCGGACCCUUCGGCACCUUCGUCGGCGUCUACAACGGCCACGACGGUCCUGAUUACUCGCGAUACGUUUGCGAUAACUUGUUCCGUAAUCUCCAAGCGAUAUUGGCCGAGUCACAGAGUGUUGUGACAUCUGAGGCCAUUCAACAAGCGUUUCGGCGGACUGAGGAGGGGUUCACGACGCUUGUUUCAAAGUUGUGGAACUCCCGACCACAGAUUGCGACCACUGGGACAUGUUGUGUGUUGGGGUGGAAAGGAGGAAGGACUUGGAUUGAAACUGACAUAAAAGUGGCUAAACCCUUGGUGCAAGGCUUGCAAAUUAUACACUUAUGCGAUGUCGAUAAACGUGUGGAAAAUGAUCUUGAGCUUUUGCACAAGUUAGUUACAGAAUAUAAGGUGCCUGCCAGUUUAAGGUUUUCUUUAUUGUCAAGACUGCGGUUUGCUAGGGCUUUUGGUUCUUUGGCUUCUAGACAGCAAUAUACAUGCAUUCGGUUGUAUGCCUUCAUAGUACUAAUUCAAGCAUGUGCUCGAUGCGGAUGA
This is a messenger RNA of Sphenostylis stenocarpa, 630 nucleotides long. The record is from the annotation of a GenBank genome assembly. Lineage: Eukaryota; Viridiplantae; Streptophyta; Magnoliopsida; Fabales; Fabaceae.